Molecule: messenger RNA, 1293 nt
Organism: Elephantulus edwardii (Cape elephant shrew)
Lineage: Eukaryota; Metazoa; Chordata; Mammalia; Macroscelidea; Macroscelididae
Product: alpha-1-antichymotrypsin-like
Exons: 4
Coding region: 1-1293 (430 amino acids)
Biological process (GO): negative regulation of endopeptidase activity
Molecular function (GO): serine-type endopeptidase inhibitor activity
Source: RefSeq, a predicted model, not a curated record
AUGUCACGCCUCCUAAACCUGGCAUUGUUGGUGGCUGGUCUCUGCCUUGUUGUCUUGUGUCACUCACACAGCAUACUUAUCCAGGAGAACCAGCCCCCUGACCAGACCCAUGAGGAUGACUUCAGACUAGCCUACAGCAAUGACAACUUUGCCUUCAAUCUCUAUAGAGUGUUGACUUUGAAGAAGCCUAACAGCAACAUCUACUUCUCACCUCUAAGCGUCUGUACUUCUUUGGCUGUGUUGCUCCUCGGGGCCCAUGGCAACACCGAAGAAGAAAUUAACAAAGCCCUUAACAACAAGCUCACAGAGACCUCUGAGGCUGAAUUCCAUCAAGGCUUCCACAUUUUUCUGAACACUCCCAAACAGGCCAGUGAUCACUUGUAUCUGAGCAUGGGCAAUGCCAUGUUUGUGCAGGAGGGAAUGAAAUUGCUGAGGAAGUUCAAAAAGGAUGUGCAGAAGUUGUACAGGGCUGAGAUUUUCCAGCUCAACUUCCAGAAUGUCAGUUCUGCUGAAAAGCUCAUCAAUGACUACAUGAAUCAGAGAACCCAAGGGGAAAUUUUGAACUUGAUCAGUAGUCUUGAACCUGACACUGUCAUGGUCCUAGUGAAUUACAUGAUCUUUAAAGGCAAAUGGCAGAGACCCUUUGACCCUCAAGACACAUACAACUCUUCGUUCCAUAUAACUAAGGAAAAGUCUGUGGUGGUGCCCAUGAUGAAAAUUGAGAGCCAGUUCAUACCUUAUUUCCGGGAUGAGAAGCUCUCCUUCACCAUAGUGGAACUGAAAUACACAAAUAACGCCAGUAUCCUCUUCAUCCUCCCUGAUGAAGGCAAAAUGGAUGAAGUGGAGGCCAUGUUGUCCCCCAAGACACUGAAAAGGUGGAGAAAGUUACUGAAGAACAAUAUGAUAGAUGAGCUCCAUCUGCCCAGGUUUUCUAUAUCCAGCACAUAUAAUCUGGAAGAAGUCCUCCCCGAGUUGGGCAUAAGGGAAGUCUUCACCUACCACGCUGACCUGUCAGGAAUCACAGGAGCUAAAAAUAUGAUGGUUUCCCAGAUGGUGCACAAGGCUGUGAUUAAUGUUGCUGAGGAGGGCACAGAGGGAGCUACUGCCCAAGGAGAGAAGCUUAACUCUUUCUCUGCAAAAAUAGGCCAACCAAAUGCCUUGAUUUUCAACAGACCUUUUCUGUUGACCCUCUUGAGAGGUGAUGGGAGCAUCUACUUUGAAGGUAAACUCGUCAACCCUCAGAAAGCCCAGAGCAUCCUUCAGAGUGAUGGAGCCCCACCCAGCCAAGAAUGA